AUGAAGCCCCUUCCAACCCCGUUGAAACCGCGUGAUCGACGUAUUCUUCGUGUAUGGUUCGUACCGCCGCGUGCAGGCCCUAGGUGCGCUGCCCGCGGCCCCUACCUCCCGGACACCGCCCGGAACGGCGCCCAAACACCGCCAAACAAGACUUGCCGACCAGGGACAGUCCCGUCGUCGCCUGAUUUUGAUAAUUAUCGACGGCGGGCAACGAACGUCUCUGAGCCCGUAUUGCCCAGGACUGUAUUUUAUUCUCUGGUAACUCUCGCCGAGCCCACCGGCUCCUUGAAACAUCCACCCCAUAGCGUCUCAUCGUCAGCCUUCUGA
This is a messenger RNA of Paracoccidioides brasiliensis Pb18, 327 nucleotides long. RefSeq lists its product as uncharacterized. Bases 1 to 327 code for a protein of 108 amino acids. The transcript has a single exon. The record is from RefSeq and is a predicted model, not a curated record.